UGAAAAAAAACAUAUAAUUUUGCCUGAGUUAUGUAAAUGUAUUGAUAGGAUUCAUGUACAAAAGUUAUUAAACGUUUUAGAUGAGUAGAUGCUUUUAGUUGACAGUGGCUGUUUAGGUCUUUGAGUGUUAAACAUAACCCAAAGGGGCUUCAUUUGCACAAUCCUUUCUGUUUGCAUGAUUUAAUUCUCUCAUUUUAUCUCUGCAAAUAAAAUCUCAGCAUUUAAGAUUCUAUGUAACACAAUAAACAGUGUUUGUUUCCAAUAAAAUAUGGGAGCACAAUUUAAAGUUGCUGUGUUUUCCUAUUUGUACAGGAAUUACCCGAGCUCAUAUGGGUGAAACUCUGCCUUUGUGUUGCAUGUCAUAAGAAUACGGAAGUUAAAGACAUGAGGGUGACUUUGUGUGUUAAAGUUUCAAGAAAUGACACAUGUUCAUUGUAUCCAUUCCAUUCAUAACAAAGCUGUGACAUAUGACAAUAAGUCCUGUACCUUGGGAAAGUGAGGAAAUCUCAGCUUUAGACUGCUCCACCCACAAAACCCCCUUCAUAUAGUCUCACUGGCAAGUAUGUGGAGAAUGACACAACAGUUUUACUGUCUUAAUGAAUUUAUAAUAAUAAAGGUUGAGCCAACAGUGAUGUGAAUCCCCAAAGCAACCAGUAGGGCUUUGAAAGUUGGGAUGAAAAUGAAACUAGUUUGUCUACUUCAGAAGAAGAAACCUAAAAGUCAAGAUCCUUCUCUUUGGCUUUUGAAACCAUGUAAGAUGUGUGAAGUGAUGAGGGACGGGCUGUUGGAGAAGCGCAGCAGCGGACUGCUCCAGCUGUGGAAGAAGAAGCGCUGCGUCCUGACGGAGGACGGGCUGCGGCUACACAACUGCAAAGGCGGAGCAGGAGGUGCAGGAGGUGCAGGAGGAGGUGAUACUCCCUGCGCUGCGUGGAGCUCAGGAGCCAAGGAGCUGCGCUUUGAACGCAUGGCCACGGUGGACUGCGUGGAGUACAAGCGUGGGCUGGUGUACUUUACUGUGGUUAUGGCUACCGGCAAGGAAAUAGACUUUCGGUGUCCACAGGACGGCACGGCGUGGAACGCGGAGAUCGCGCUGGCUCUGGUCCGGUAUAAAAACCUCCAGGCCGUGCAGACCGGGAGGAACCGGCACCUGUCCUCAGCUCACCUGGGCAGCACCGGGGAGGAUGUGGAGCUCUGAUCCUAAAGAAUUACUGCUGCCUUGGAGCGAACCAGUGAAAGUGACGAAGGGCACAUCGUGAGAUCAACUGGAUUCUGUGGCUCAGCUGCAUGAUGGGAUACAUAGGAAACAGAAGAGACGCCAAUGGAUGAUGAUUAAUGUGGCAGACACUAUUAAUAUCUUAAGUACCUAUUUGUUCUGUUAAUAGGAAUCUUAAAUGGGAAUCUCUACCACGUUGACCUCACUGGUGGAGGUCAGUGUGGAGUACUCUGUAUUCGGUGACGGGGGCGCUGCCCGGACAGAAACUGUAGCCACCUCCUGUGCCUUUGUGUUCAUCUCUACUUGGAUACACAGACCCAUUUAACCCAUAAAGACCCAGUGGUAUUUUUCUGGUAGUUCCCAAAUGAAUUUUUCUCUCUAUUUAACCUUUCUUAAGUGAUUUAUCACCAUUUAUGAUAAUAUUAUCCU
Molecule: messenger RNA, 1642 nt
Organism: Sphaeramia orbicularis (orbiculate cardinalfish)
Lineage: Eukaryota; Metazoa; Chordata; Actinopteri; Kurtiformes; Apogonidae
Gene: phlda3
Product: pleckstrin homology-like domain, family A, member 3
Exons: 3
Coding region: 674-1195 (173 amino acids)
Biological process (GO): positive regulation of apoptotic process
Molecular function (GO): phosphatidylinositol phosphate binding
Source: RefSeq, a predicted model, not a curated record